Molecule: messenger RNA, 4810 nt
Organism: Nomia melanderi (Alkali bee)
Lineage: Eukaryota; Metazoa; Arthropoda; Insecta; Hymenoptera; Halictidae
Gene: croc
Product: forkhead box protein crocodile
Biological process (GO): anatomical structure morphogenesis; cell differentiation; regulation of transcription by RNA polymerase II
Molecular function (GO): RNA polymerase II cis-regulatory region sequence-specific DNA binding; DNA-binding transcription factor activity, RNA polymerase II-specific
Source: RefSeq, a predicted model, not a curated record
GUGUUUUUACUCGGGGUUGAGUAAACUCCGGCCUGUUGUGUAUCAUAAUACGCGUGCACGCGGGUUUACGGGUUAGCCUGGCAUCGAACCACCGGAUCGCAGCCUCGACCACGCCGUGCCUGUCUUCCACACCGGGAACUAACUUCCUUCGUCGUGGGUCGCGUCACGGAGAGACACAUCUACGGAGCGUCAACAAAGCUCCGAUACCCGGUCCCACCGACGGAAUCGACCGCAUUACCGAUUAUCAAUCGACCGGUCUCCACGGAUAUACACGAGUGACCGACGGAUCCUGAUCUCGCGAUCGAUCCUCUAUGGUGAAAGCUCCUGAAGCGGAGCGCCUAUUGGUUGUUAAAUUGUGAGAAAGUGCGAGUCGCGAUUGGCCCCGUUCAGUGAGUGCACGAGUUUCGGAAAAUUGAAACUCGACGGACGUAGUCGGCGGGAAAUUCGAAAGCUUCGAAGAAUGUCAGUCGUUGUACUCGGGAGGUAUUGAGGUUUGACAGUAGUGUCUCGGGGAUUGCGCGGAAAAAUUGGUUGGAUCUUUGUUGAAAGAAUCUUCUCGAUCGGUUCGAAUCAGUGAAGUGUGUCGCGACGAAGAUGCAUACGUUGUUCGGGGAGCAGAAUGCGUAUUACCGUCACGCGACGGCCGUCCCCGUUGGGAUGGGAACCCCCUCGUACCCAGGCGUGGGUGCCACGCCAGGAUAUUACGAGCAAUAUCGAUAUGGCGGGUACGCAACGGCAGCGGGCUAUCCGGUCUCGGGUAUUGCUCAACAGCACAUCCAUCACCCGGGCAAGGAUAUGGUGAAGCCUCCUUACUCUUACAUAGCACUGAUCGCCAUGGCGAUACAGAACGCUCCUGACAAGAAGAUCACGCUGAACGGCAUCUAUCAGUUUAUCAUGGAACGGUUCCCGUAUUAUCGCGAGAACAAACAAGGCUGGCAGAAUUCGAUCAGGCACAAUCUCAGUUUGAACGAGUGUUUCGUGAAGGUGCCCAGGGACGACAAGAAGCCGGGGAAAGGAAGUUAUUGGUCGCUGGACCCGGACAGUUACAACAUGUUCGAUAACGGCUCUUAUCUACGACGCCGCAGACGUUUCAAGAAGAAGGACGCGCUGAAGGAGAAAGAGGAAGCGCUGAAGAGACAGGGUCUGGUGCCCGAGAAACGAAACCAGGACGAGGCGAAGCCGAACGGUAUCGUGAUCCCGCCGCCGUCGGAUGCCGCGUCGAAGAAGCUCGCUGCAAUGGAGACGACUUUGUGCAAACCGAAACGAGAACCCGUCAACGACACCGGAAGUCACUGUAUGGCCGUGCAAGCGAAGUACGGGUUGCACAGUCCGAUACAGGACGCGAAAACCGCCGCGGCGACGACGACCGCCGCCGUCGCGAUACCCGGUCAGAGCGUCAUACAGAGUGCUCUGGGUCAUCAAGUGCAUCAGCCUCACCAAGUGCAUCAGGACGCUAUUCAGGACGUCUCGAUGGGUCUCGAUCCCACCAGCUUCAGUGUCGAUGCCCUUAUGACGACGCGAGAGAAUAGCGCCGCGCUGAUGACCAGGGAGAACCAGCACCACACGCACCAUCCCCACGGUCUUCAACAUCCUCACCCUCACUCGCACUCGAUCAUGACGAGCAGAGAGCCGAUGGGUGCCGGGGUAGUGUCCAGGGACCAUCUGGCGUCCGUGUGCACGACCACGACCACGACCACCGCCGCCGUCGCGGCGAUGAUGGCCACUACAGGGUACGGGCACAGUAGCACUGUGUCCAGAAGCAAUGGUUCACCGCCUGGCACUAUGUACGCGCCUUACUGCACGCCCACUGCCAGUUACAUAAUGGAUCACGCGGAAUACAACUCGAGAAACCAUAACAACACCGCGGCACACUCGCAAUGGUACCAGGACGCGGCCAGCCCUGAUGCCGCUGCCAUUUAUCAGGACACACAGUCGCCGAGCUGUCAGCUUUAUAGAUCCAGCCCACCCACACCUCUCUCAACGAGCGCAGCACCGUCCCCGCCCCUGUACCACAGAUACUACCAAGACUGCAACACCGUCAACACCAGCGGCAAUUUACCCAUCACGCUGCAUAAAUACUGAGAAUACCGAAAUUCAAGGCCUCACCAUCGGGGCCUUGAAGAGCACCACGGCGAACACUACGACCCGAGCCUUGUCUACGUGAAGCAGGAGUGGAUACCCUCCACGGACGAGCUCGCCAAAGAGUGGAACUAGAUAAGUCUUAGAUUACCGAUGAAACAUGGCGGAAGAUUAGCCGAUGGUCGAUGGACCGAAUAAAUAACUGUAGAUAGUUUAUUCACGUAACGGGAGUUCGUGAAUUGUGUAUUUAAAACCGUGUAGGCGCAGCGAUGGAUGUUAACAAAUAGGACAAACUUAAUAGCGACUUUAUAGCAGACCUGGGCAUAUCUUACUUGAGAUGCAAAUUUGAGAAUCGUUUGCCACGUAGGGUGGGAUUCGUUUAUAGAAACGAUACGCUUUUGGUUAAAUUUUACUUCAUGGAGAUUCGGUUCAUAAAUUUAUAUACAGAACGGGCAUAUCAAAAUUGACCCUUAAGGACCGAAAAAGAACAUAGCACUUAUGCCAUAGAAAACGAAAGGUCCCAAUGCGGAGACAUGCAAAGAAUUUAGUUUUCAUUUCAUUUAUUUAUCAUCGCUGUAGUUUUCUUUAUCGAAUAUUGCAAUCUAUUACAUCAUUGGUUUGUUGAUCAUGCAUUGAUAAAAAAUAUUUACCGUAAUAUAACGUCUUAUGGACGAGUAUUACAAAAAAAAGCUCUCGGCCGUUAAGGGUUAAUGUUACAAGUAACCUUUGAACAAUGUCCAGGACUGCUCCGUCGAUGGAAAUGUUUACCGUAAAGUAUUCAAGUAACUCAACGUAACUGUACUAGCUGAUUUCUACUUUGAUAACCGGUGUCUCGAAAGAACGAGCCCGACGAUGCCGAUAGUUGCGAACAAGGGACCUGGAAAAGGAACAAGCUCCCCGAUCCCCGGCACGAGCACACCUACCCUCUCAGCGCUUUUGGAAUCGUUAUCGUGACCAACGAACACGUGUUCUCGGUCCGGGUAGAAAAAAGAACGCCCGGUACACGUGUAUUUGCGCGUAGCCGAGGAACCCGUGGAUUGACAAAUAACCUUAAAUCGGUGGUCGCCGAGCCGGGACAACAAAUCUUCCUCCGUUUUUGAAUCACAGAACAAGACGAGCUUGAUAAUUGAACGCGACUCGACAAAAGUCAGUCGUUCAAAUUUUAUUACAAAUUUUUUUCCUCGUAUGUCAGUGUCAUUCGUUUCAUUCGUCGGAACUUUUAAAUUGAUCACUAACAGGCCGUUGUGCGUUUUUAUUCACCGUUAACGAUGUCUUUUCGUUAGUUGUUUAGAGACUUUUAUGGGGAAUUUUCGAGUGAAGCUUCGAUGCAAACGACAGUCGCAAUUCGUAACGUUCCGUCGGGGUGUAAUGGUUGUCAACUCAGCCUCGGUUCUUCGUUAAUGAAUCGGCGCAAAGUGAGCCAGGAAAACUAGCAUGAAUAUCGAUGAUGAUCAUCGUCAGCUGAGCAAACAAAGCCAGCUUUACCAUGACCUACCAUAAUUCGUCCAGUUAGGGGAAAUCCCGUUUCCUCGAGGUUACGCGUCGUGAUUGACGUCAUAACGGUGCAACUGUCGCAAAACUGACCAACGAAUAGAAAAAUUCACCGUUGCGUCCUUGACGUUGCUAGCUGCGUCUACUUCCGCCGCGUGGCGAAUUCCGUGACCGAUAGAAACGAAAUUUUCAAUGAGAAAUGAUUUUAAACGCGCUCGCACGAAUCAAGGUUUACUGACAAUCAAUUUUAUUUGUUUUGUGUAAUCAAGAAAUUCGUUUUUCACGAUGUUUUCUUACAAUGAUCUUUAAGGACUUCUUUAAAUCUUGUAUUCUUCAAUAUGGCGGAAAGUUUAACUCGUUAAAUGAAUACAUUCUCGAACACGCAUCGUUACAAUUGAAAACAGCUGAAGCGGAUCAACGUGGCGCAACGAAACACUACAAUUAUUUAAAUAAUAAAUACAUGGAGAAAUAUGUGACUGUGUGGAAUGAAGAUGAACGAAAAUAAAUGACUUAGUUAACGGAUUGACGAUGAAAGAUACGUUUAACGAUCCCCGGGUCUUGGGUCAAGGGUCGAAGGACAAAAAUUCGUGUCGUGCUACGAAAAAUCAUAAUGUGUGCUUUCUGCGACGAGAACAACGGAAUUCGGAAUUAUGAAACUUAUUUUCUAGCCGGUUUCGUGGGGGAGAAAAUAGUGAUCGUGUUCCCGAGGAUUGUGAGUCUCGUCCUUGUGCAUUUAUUCGUGACGUCAUUCCUCGCGACGUUCGACGAGAGCUGCGAUAAUAUAUAUUUAUUUGAUAUACGGAUCAUGUGAAUAAUAAAAACGAUCGAGACGGAAUCGUAUCGUAGAUAGAUCUCUGCGUGUAUAUUAUUACAAAGAGUAUAAAUAUAUAUAUAUAUAUAUAUAUAUACAUAAAUAGAUAUAGAUAUUGUAUAGAUGAAGGGUAUAUAUGUAUAAAUAGACAGAUAUAUAUAUAUAUACGUAUACAAAAACGUAUUGGUAUCACCGAUUAAUCAACGAUAUUACCUAUUAUCGUAGGAUGAGUCGUGCGAAUGCGAUAACUUACGAAAUAAACAUAACGAAUCAGACGAAACCUUGUGUCCUUUUCUUAUCCCGAAUUAUAAUUCAAUGAAUUCUUUUUGCCAUACCAUCAUUUACACAACGGAGGUCAAAAUUAAUUCGAUUAUUAGCGAAUAUGAUUUUAGAACGGAAAUAAACAAAUACUUUCUCUUUAACCCUUAA